Molecule: messenger RNA, 3388 nt
Organism: Hydractinia symbiolongicarpus
Lineage: Eukaryota; Metazoa; Cnidaria; Hydrozoa; Anthoathecata; Hydractiniidae
Exons: 4
Coding region: 1059-1613 (184 amino acids)
Source: RefSeq, a predicted model, not a curated record
UGUUUUACGCGUAGAAUCGAAUGACGAAAUGACGAAUUUGCAUCAAGAUUCGAGAGUUCGUUUACAUCCCAGUUUGAAACAAUGUUGCUGGAGAAAAAGGAGAGCGAUAAACGAUGUCUUUUCCGCACAGCAAAAAAAAGAUAUUGAGCAUCAGUGGGCGGAAACAUCUGUUGAACGGUAUGAAGUUUGUUGUUAAUUUAGACCAAAAUCAAUAAGUACAUAACAGUCGGCAUGCUUUAUCUAAAAUAUAAAUUAAGCAACAUUAAAAAGUUUGUUUUUUGCUUGUUCUUUAGUGCUUAUGGAGUACCUAUCUCGUUACGAAACAGAGAUAAACUGCGGUUGCAUUUAAGCUUUGAAAGCAAAAUCGAUGCUGUAAAACGGACAAAUGACAAUGUCGCAAAAAUUACACAGGUAAAGAAUGCUGUUUCAAUUGUCGGAAUGAUAUUGUUCAGGUAAUGAUAAUACCAAUAUCAAUAAAUUUAUUUAAUUUUCAAGGGCCUUAAAAGACCUCAUAGCCACACCGUACAGCUGGAAAACUUCGAGUGGAACAAAAGCGAAUGUUCGGAAGAAAUCAACAAUUAUCCAGAAGGACAUCAGAUUAAUUUUAGCGAUUUAGCAAGACGACAUAAAUUAGUUAAUAGUAAUGGUAUUCAACCACAAAACUGUGGGCAAGUUUUAAAAGAACUGCUAAUUAACAAUGGAUGCAAUUUGGCCAGGUUUCGAAACUGUGUAACAGCAAACCAACUUAGCACUGAAUUUACUAAAGUGAGAAGAAAAAAACGGAAACUGGACAUCCCUAACUUUAAGAACAUGUCCUUUCCCGUGGAAACAACAAAGUUAAUGAAAAACUAAAAGAUAAAAUAACCACAGGGGAAUACUCACUUGGAGAUCUGAUUGUGCCACAGUCAUUCACCAAAGCAAUUUUAAAAGAGGACAAGAUAAUACAUGAAACUGUUGAGGUCAGUGGACGGAAAAUGCCUUUAACAGAAAUAAGAAAGGACAUGUUGGAAAAGCAUUUGCCAUUUAUGCGACUAUGAUCUGAUAAGGAUUAUGAAAACAUGACACAAGAAGAAUUGAUUCUUAACUUAAAAAGAAUUAACGAGUUCAGUGAAAAAAUGCCUUCAGAAGAGUAUGUACAUACCUUGAAGUGUUUUGAAAGGAGGCGUCAUUUGAUGUUUUGGCAUGAUGGGUCAUCUAUAGCUAGCCACAGCCAUGUCCUCAUGCUUGUUGCAUGUAUGUACGACCCUGCUUUAUUUCUCACAGAUGACGAGUAUAUGGAAAAUACUAAAACAAAAAUAAAUGUGCAAGCUGUGAUUGAAAAGCCGGAGUUUUACAUUUUGGCCAGAUGUCCUGCAACUGACCAGCAGCUUUUAUAUUCAAAUGAACGCUGCAAAGAUAUCAUAGAAAUGAGGAAAAGUGUUGGACAUGGUAUAACUGAUGUAAUGAGAUUUUUCAAGGGUGACAGUCCCGCAGCGGCAUUUGAAGCUGGGCAGCAAAAAGGUGGCAAUUUUUUUUGCCAUUCAUGCUCUGUACACGCUGAUUGUGUUAGUAGUCUUGUACAUACUUUUAAACAACAGCAUCUGUCCUUGCAAGAUCGGGUCAGCCAUGCUUAAUCUUCUGUCGAAUCAUGUGAUAAACUUAAAAGUGGAGCAGUAAAGUUACAUAAUGGAUUGAAGAAGCAUGAGCUGAUAAACGAACUUCAUCAACGAAAAAUAAGGUUCUCCUGUGAUCUCCCUACAAAGGAGUUAAACAACUCGCUUUAAGAGGAAAUGCAUGGAAUUCAAAGGUUACCAGCCCUCAUGUUUGGGAAGUCCCAUAGACCUUUGAGUGAGCUCAAUCUUGAGGUAUAUGAGAUAUUAAAUAAUGAACCUUUGCAUGAUGUGUCAAACUACAUUAAAAAUAUCUACUGUGAGCUUCCACAUCAUGUAGGUGCAAAGAAGAAGACUUUAUUAGAAAUAAUUGAGGCUUCGUUUAAUAACAAGGAAGCAAAAAAUGCCUCUGAUUACAGAAGAAGCUUGCUGAUCGUAACAAAUUGGGCAUUAAAAAAUUUAGAAGGCCACUUUGCAUUGAAACUGCUGAUCUCACUUUCAAAGAUCCAGGAAAUAUUGUACUUGCCAGCAAAUAGAAGAAGUAUGCCAAGUAUUCUGCAUUUGAUAAUUGCAACACACCACCACGCCAUGUUGAUAAAACUCCAUAUCCGUGGUAAAUUAACAUCACUGACACAGGAAAUUUUUUGGUGUGUAUUGCCAUUCAAUUAUCAGACAUUCUGGCACACAGCUACGUCUUGUUUCUGGUCGUACAGCCAACACUGAAAAAGAAGAGGCUAGUUUUAAUCCCAUCAAGACCGUAACUAAACUUACAUCAAAUAACCAUCCAGAAAACAUCAUAUGUAAUGCCCUGAUCAGAAUGCAAGCCGCAAUAAAAUUAGGUGCAGGCCAAAAUGCAGUGAGCAAAGAUAAAUCAUUUGAGGAACUUUCCCAAAGAAUACAGAGACAUUCAACAGGUAGGUUCUAUAUUUUACCCAAUGUGCUAUCGAUAUUUUGCGUUUUGACUUUAUACUUUAUUUUUUAAUUUGAUAUAUAAAAAAGAUUAUGUUAUUUGUGCUCUGGUUACAUAGAACAGAACGUCCUUUCAAUCAACUAAUCAACUGCCAUGAAAUGAUGGUGAAAUUAAAAUUGACGUCGCCCUAAUUUUUAGAUUGCUAUGGCUGAAGUAUUUACAUUAAUGAAGAAAACAGCAAUAGUUCUAUUAUUUAUAAAAAAAUAUAAAAUGCGUUUCUUUGCUUAAUAUUAUUGUGUAGUAUUUUUAUAACAGGGAUCGUGAUACCAUUCUUUUGGAUAGAGAAAUAUCCAAAUGAUCAUGAAUGCUUUUUAAAAAGAAUAGCUGACUUUCUAUUGGAUUCACAUAAAUGGUUGGAAGAAACCAGUGAUGGAAUUAUAUUUAAAAUUGUUGAUUCUCUACCUGGUGACAGUUCCUUGAUUCUUCAUUAUUAUCGAUCGUCAACACUAAAAGAGGAAGAACAAUACCUUCAACGGUAUUCACAUUUAGCUCUUUCUUGCAGUACCUAGCAAUGUUGAUGCAAGCAAUUUAAAAUAAUAAAACAUUUUAAAACUUCAAGUGUCUUAAUUUUACUAUUUGGUGCUAAAUUAUAUUAUCAACAAUUUUUAUAAUACUUUGACAUUGUUUAACCUUUCAGAAAAAUUUACAAAGUUUAUUAACUGUCAUUUUCCUUUGUAUACAUACCUAUUUUGAUUAUUACAAAUCUGAUGUCAAAAUAUUUCGCUUACAAUACUUUCUUUAUUUGCGUACAAAAACUAGAUGUAAGGUACAUAUAUGAAAACUUUUUGAAAAUAAUGAAUAAGAAAUUACCAUGAACGAAGAAUCAUGG